AUGUGUGGAGGAAACCAUUUAAACCACGAAUGUCAAGCAACUAACCAAAAUGAUGAGCAUGCUAAUGCCCUUGGAUACAAGCCAUAUUCCUUUGGCAUUCCAUUGGCACAAAAACAUCCAGGCUUUCAAUGGAGCAAUCCAAAUGGUGCUGAAAACUCCCAAAGCUUCCAAAAGAAACAGGUACAGGGCUCGCCUGGAUACCAGAAUCAAAAUCGCGGACCAUCGAAUUUCAGACCAUAUCAACAAGCAGCUUCAUAUCAGCAAGGACCUCAACAAGUCUAUCCAAAUCUUGAUGAACUGUUGUACAAGUAUAUUAAAACCACAGAUGAAAAAAUGGAAAAUCAAAAUUCAACUCUCAAAAAUCUAGAAAUUCAGUUAAGCCAACUAGCAGCUAUUGUGUCGGGAAAAAUUCAAGGUCCUUUACCCAGCAAUACAGAGAAAAAUCCAAAGGAACACCUUAAGGCCAUCAACUUACGAUCAGGUAAGAACCUUGAUGACCAAUAUGCAUUCAGACAAGAAAAGAAUCAACCAGAACAACAGAUCCAGAUCAAUAUUCCUUUCACUGAUGCUUUAUUACAAAUGCCUACAUAUGCCAAAUUUUUAAAAGAAAUUUUGUCAAACAAAAGAAAAUUAGAAGAAGUUUCUGUGGUAAUGCUUACUGAAAAAUGUAGUGCGAUACUUCAAAAUAAACUACCUCAAAAGCUCGGUGAUCCAGGUAGUUUUACAAUUCCAUGCACUUUGUGGGGAGUAUAUUUUGACAAGGCACUUUGUGAUUCUGGAGCUUCAAUAAAUUUGAUGCCAUUUUCUAUCUUUAGAAAAUUAAAUCAUGGUGAAAUAAAAGACACAAGUGUGUCGCUUCAAUUUGCAGAUCAAAGUACUAAGAAAUAUAAGGGAAUAAUUGAAAAUGUGCUUGUAAGAGUAGAUAAGUUUUCUUCCCUAUAG
Lycium barbarum (goji berry) is the source of this 942-nucleotide messenger RNA. RefSeq lists its product as uncharacterized. The record is from RefSeq and is a predicted model, not a curated record. The coding region runs from base 1 to 942 and encodes 313 amino acids. The transcript is spliced from 2 exons. Lineage: Eukaryota; Viridiplantae; Streptophyta; Magnoliopsida; Solanales; Solanaceae.